UGGGACGGGAUUUUAUGUAACCAGAAAUUGGUCAAUCAAUUUACUUAGGUUAUGUUUAGGCCAAGUUUGAAUAGAAUUAAAUAAAUUUGAGCCAGGAAAGAAAAAAAUUGACAGCAGCAAGACUCGAAAUAACCUAAAAAUCCCUGUUGAUUUCUGUCAAUAUGUCUGCUUUGGCGAGUUUAUUUUAGAGCAAAAAUAAAAAAUAAUUUGUAUUAUGCUCUCAUUUAGAUUAUUUAUUUGCAAAACAAAAAAUAAAUGGGAAAAUGAACCAGAACAGUAAUAAAAUAAAUAAAUCAAAAAAGUGCACUUCAACGAAUUGUGAACCGAAAAAUGAUCUAAAUGGAAAGGCGAAAGAUACGAAUUUGAAAAAGAAACAUUCGAAAAAGGGUAAUAUCAACGGAUUAGUAAACGGACUAGUGAAUAAUGCACAAGAUUCAACCAAAGGUAACGAAAAAAACGAUAAAAACUCUAUCGAGGAGCACAUAAUACCUAGUAACAAUGAAAAUUCACAUAAAAGUAAGAAACCUAAACCACAGAAAGAAACCUCAAGAGACAAAGCAAGUGAAGACGAGGGCAUUAACAAAGACUUAAAGUCGAAACUUACCAAAUUAGAUUCAAAUGAAAAUAUUUCGAAUCAUGAAAAAAUGCUAGAACCCAGUCAGGAAUCAGACGUAUCACUUAAUUUAAGCAAUAAUAGUACAAUUACGAACGAGGACUCGAUAGCGUCUUGUAGUAAUAAAGCAACUAGUUCUAGUGACGAAAAAAUAUCAGAGAUAGUGGAAGAUCUGAAGAGUGCCGAGUUAGCGCCUAAGCAGGAGCUACCACCAAUUGAAUAUGUUCAGUACGAAUCAGAAUUGCAAAUGCCAAUGAUUAUGAAAAUUAUUCAAAAAGACCUGUCUGAACCCUAUUCCAUCUACACCUACCGUUAUUUUAUACACAACUGGCCGAAAUUGUGCUUUUUGGCUAUGUGCAAGGAUAAUUGUGUGGGUGCAAUUGUCUGCAAACUAGACGCUCAUCGUAAAGUGCUAAAACGAGGCUACAUUGCGAUGUUGGCCGUGGACCAGAACUACAGAAAGUUGGGGAUUGGGUCAACUUUGGUGCGCAGAGCAAUUCAAGAAAUGAUAGUCGGCGAUGCUGACGAAGUAGUGCUUGAGACAGAAGUGACCAAUAAACCGGCUUUGCAGUUAUAUGAAGCUCUGGGUUUUGUUCGGGAUAAACGUUUGUUUAGGUAUUAUUUAAAUGGCGUAGAUGCUCUGAGAUUGAAACUGUGGCUAAGAUGAGAAUCUUAAUUCGGUCAAAUGGUUGUAUUUGUUGCCAUAUGCUCAGGGUAUGGUGUGAGUUUGUUAAAAUUAGUUAAAUAUUCAGAAUUUUAUUCUUGUUGUUUGUUUGUUGUAUUAGUUUUUCUCUCAUAAACGCCAAAUUCGUUCGAUUCAGACCUCUGGACUAAAGUUUGUUUGUCUUCCAAAGAUGUAGUCCGAAAAUAAUAAAAAUAGUUUCUUUCGA
This is a messenger RNA of Tribolium madens (black flour beetle), 1503 nucleotides long. RefSeq names its product N-alpha-acetyltransferase 30 (gene Naa30A). Bases 264 to 1280 code for a protein of 338 amino acids. Gene Ontology annotation, cellular component: NatC complex. Gene Ontology annotation, molecular function: protein-N-terminal amino-acid acetyltransferase activity. The record is from RefSeq and is a predicted model, not a curated record. The transcript has 3 exons. Lineage: Eukaryota; Metazoa; Arthropoda; Insecta; Coleoptera; Tenebrionidae. Gene Ontology annotation, biological process: N-terminal peptidyl-methionine acetylation.